CCCCCCCAAGCAUGUCAUACUGUACGAACCGCAUGUUCAUCACAAGUGCUGCCUGCGCUCCGACAACCACCCAACAUCCACGGCACCGUUUGCAAGGAGGAUAAAGACCAGCCUGCUUCGCGUAAACGCAACUCAGAAUUCGCAACCAGAAGAUAAAACAUAGACCGGGGACCGUUUUUUCUCUUCAGCACGCCAGGAGAGUUGGGAGAUCUGCAGGUAAUCGCAGUGUUCCUCCGACGACAUUUGGCCGACAUGCUGGGGAUCUGUGUGUGUCUUUGUGCGGUUUUCACGCAUGUUCUCUCUCAGGAGGCUGAGGAGCCCGUCUCCUACACAUGCACAGAAGGGUAUGAGUAUGACAGAGUCAGAGAGCAGUGCAGAGAUAUCGAUGAGUGUGCCUUGCUGGACGAUGCCUGCAAAGGAGGGAUGCAGUGUAUCAACCACUUUGGUGGGUACCUCUGCCUCCCCAAGAGUGCCGUCAUCUACAUCAGCAAGGAGGGCGAGCAGGUGCAACUGCCGGAGCCCGUCCCUCCGGUCCCCCCCGUCCCCCCCCUCCAGCCGAGCCAGCACCAGCCACCACAGGUGUUGCCUGGUGGCCCAAGAGUCCCCGGGCCCACCCGGACUAUUCGCUGCACACCUGGAUUCACCGCAGAUGAACAGAACCUCUGCAGAGACAUAGAUGAAUGCGCGACAGGUAGACACACUUGCGGCCCUGACCAGACAUGCUACAACACCAGAGGCUCCUACACCUGCCAGUGUCCUCAGGGCUACCAGAGGAACGGAGACCACUGUGUGGACAGAGACGAGUGUGCCUUGACCCACUACUGCAUGCACAGAUGUGUGAACACCCAGGGCUCAUACUACUGUGAGUGCAAUGCAGGACACAAGUUGGCCAGCAACAACCACAGCUGUGUUGAUGUGAACGAGUGUGACGUGCAGAGUCCCUGUCAACACCACUGCUACAACCUGAUUGGCUCCUUCCUCUGCCAGUGUGACCAGGGCUACGAGCUAGCACAAGACAUGGUCUCAUGCCAAGAUAUUGACGAAUGCAGCUUCUCUAGCUACAUGUGUCAGUACCAGUGUAUUAACAGCCCAGGAAGUUACUCCUGUGAGUGUCCAGAGGGAUAUCAGCUCCAGGGAAACAGGUUGUGUCAAGACAUAAAUGAAUGUGAGACGGGGACCCAUAACUGCCAAGAUGAUGAAAUGUGCUGGAACUAUUACGGAGGCUUCCGCUGCUAUCCCAGAAACCCCUGCGAGGCGCCUUAUGCCAAAACCUCUGAAAAUCGCUGUAUCUGCCGGUCUCAGGCUGAGUGCCAGGGUCUCCCUCCAUCAAUUGUCUACAAAUACAUGAGCAUCCAGGCCGACCGGACUGUGCCAGCAGACAUCUUCCAGAUUCAGGCCACCAACAUCUAUGCUAACACACACAACACCUUCAGGAUCAAAGCUGGGAAUGAGGGAGGAGAGUUUUUCCUGCGGCGUUCCAGCAACGUGAGCGCCAUGCUGGUGCUAACCAAGCCUCUGACUGGCCCUAGGGAGUACAUCGUGGACCUGGAGAUGAUCACUCACCAUCUGACCAUGAACUACCGCUCCAGCUCACUGCUGCGGCUCACCAUCAUAGUCGGGCCCUAUGCUUUCUGAGCACCGCAAUUCCCAGCAGCCCACAUAAGCCUGGUUCAGCAAACAUAGCAGUGUAGCACAGCAGAUGCCUGUAUCAGCAUAAAAUACUGUACAUUUUCUUACAAUACAUGCAUACAACAUAUAACAUAGGCUGUCCCAGACUCAAUAGGCUUGCUCAAGGUAGACCAGUCCAUGCUGUAAUGUGACCACUGGGCAUCUUUUUCUCUCAAGGAGGUUCAACAUCAGCACUUAAUCACCAAUACAUUUUUCAUCUUUAAUGGUGAAACAUUUUGGACUUUAAGUGCCUGAAGUGGACAUAAGAAAAGAUGCUGUAUGCAGCAUUUUCACCUCCACUGGUUGCUUCUUUUAAACAAACAAACAAACAAACAAAAAAACCCAAAUGGGAACAGAACAGUGGCGCUCAGGAAAAGAGGCCCAGUGGACACACACCCUAACUGUGAUGAAUUUUUGAUGCAGCUGAACCCACAUUUAUCACUUUGUUCAGACCAGAACUGCUUACAAUAACUUGUUUGAGCAUCAGUGAAGCACUCUGUUGUGAGAAAGAGAGGGGAAAAAAACAUAUUUUCUAUAUUAAUGUUCAUGACAAAUAUCAAGUAUGAGCAUCUUUUGAUACAAAAGUAACUUGUAAAUCACAGCUUUUGUUGAUAAAUGUUGUAGGGGUUAGUACUGCUGCGCCACGCUAUUCGUGCAAGUUUCUGUAUAGUUUUACUCAUGAGUAAUAAUUUCCAGAGAAGUCCAGAACAGUUCAGAAGUGUAAAGGGAGGGAAUUUGCCUGUGAGUUGAGAGAGUGCUAAACUUUGCAUGACAACAGGCUUCAUGAUCGUAGACUUUACUCACAGAAGUUAAGUCAUGUACAUACCUAGGUAACAAAUCUGUGUGUAUACGUGUGUGUGUGUAAGUGUAUGUGUGUUUGUGUGCGUGGAUGCUUGUGUGAGAGUGUGUGUUUGUGUGUGCCUGGCUUUGUUGAUGCAUGCAAGCAAGUGAAAGUGUGAAACACAGAGGGAGAGAAAGGGAAAGAGUGAGAAAGAACUUGUUCUCUGCCCCAGGUUCAGUGGAUGUGGUUGAGCUGUUUAUGCGUUUCUUUGAUGCCAUCCUAACAGCCCUCGGUCACAGAGGCAAUAACAGAGAUUUUUGAACUCGAAUACACGCACAGGAAAUGACGGCUUUUGUAACACACCUUGGCCAAUCGACCGCUCGUUGGUGCCGCGGCGAUCCUCCUGAGGAACAGCUGGGCUUUCUAAUGUCGGUCCCAGUCAAGAAGUCACACUGGCACCGGGCUGGCUUGCGUGAUAAAGAUAAUUACAGUGCUUUGCCGCGUAGCUGGUUCAUGUGUGAAAUGGGAUUAUUAAAGUGUUAAUACAAUGCCACCACACUUUUGGCAGAAUGAGAAAUCUUUCACUACCUGCUUUUGCCUUUCGUGACUCCACGUGUCUGCUCUGGCUUAUUGCUGAAACACUGUACACUGUAAACACACUGCACUGAAAACCACAUUGAAAACCAACAUGUUGUCACCACUCUCUAAGUGUAGAAGGUUAUCCAUCUUUGCCCAAAUAGUUUUUCGUGUGGUUUCAGCAGUGAUCAUGCCAUAGUGCCUUAGAGGUCUAAACACAAAAAAUGUAACACUAAUCAGUCAUGCUGUCAAGACUGUUAAUCAUUGAAAUGCCUUAAUGUUUUUCUCUUCUAUUUAAAUAUAUAUUUUGUCAUAUGUAUCUUAUAUUGAUUGUACUCUGAAGAGCAAAAGUUAUAUUGUUGAAUAAAAUAUGAUGGAGAAAUGGGA
This is a messenger RNA of Lates calcarifer (barramundi perch), 3412 nucleotides long. RefSeq names its product EGF containing fibulin extracellular matrix protein 1 (gene efemp1). The record is from RefSeq and is a predicted model, not a curated record. Gene Ontology annotation, molecular function: calcium ion binding. NCBI's taxonomy places the organism in Eukaryota, Metazoa, Chordata, Actinopteri, Centropomidae. The coding region runs from base 253 to 1635 and encodes 460 amino acids. The transcript is spliced from 11 exons.